AUGAAGGCUAUUUUCGACAAUGGUCUCGAUGAUGAACAAGUUAAACAACAACGACAAAAAUUCGGGGAGAAUGAUAUUUAUACAAAAUUAGUGGAAAAGUCUAGUUCGAAAAUUUCAUUCUGGAAGGUUUUCAUUUCCGAAGUGAGAGAACCAAUGAUUUUAAUGUUGUUUGUGGUUGGAAUAUUAUAUUUCAUUUGGGAUUCAUUGUGGAAUGCUAUUGUUGUGUUUUCCUGCAUUAUCUUGAUGGUUUUGGUCGAGGUUGGAAAUGAAUACAGAUCAAAGAGAGGCGUGAUGGAGCUCAAGUCUUCUUAUUUCAUGUCAAAGACUUGUACUGUAAGGAGAAAUGGUAUUCUUUCUAAUAUUUCAGUUUCUGAUCUUGUUCCAGGAGAUGUUAUUAACUUUAAUGGAGGACAAAUUCUUCCAGCUGAUGUGAGACUUUAUAAUUAUGAAAAUAGACAGAUUAGUGUUCAAGUGGAUGAAUCUAUUUUGACUGGUGAAUCAAUGGUUUGCAAUAAGCAUGGUAACAACAUCUCUUCGAAUGAAGACAUGUCAAAGUGUGAAAACAUUCUACUGACAGGAACCUCAAUCAAGAAAGGAAAAGGUUUCGGUAUAGUAGUUAAUGUUGGUUGUGAAAAUACUGGACUCGGUAAUAUUCUCAAGCUAUUAGGUAAAAGUAUGGAAAAGGAUAAGAAAACUGAACUCCAAAAAACUAUGAAAGAACUUGCCAAGUAUUUGACAAUCAUAUCUAUUGUGAUGGCUUCCAUUAUUGUCAUUAGUCUUCUCAUUAAGAAACUUCAUGUUCCAGAAUCUUUGGCCAAUAUUACACAUAUAAUAACAGAUAAGACAGGUACAAUUACUAAAAAUUGUCUCCAACUCAUUCAAGUCAAUCAGGUUGAUAAGGAUGGAAAUGUAGAUCUUGUCUACGAUACAAAGAAACAAAUGGAAAAGAAUAAUUGGAUUAUAGAAUGGUUGCUUUCUGGUUAUACUGAAGUUGGUGCGGAUUUAGCUGAUCCAUUUGAAAAGAGUGUUUCUGAAGAGUUAGAAAGAUGUUCUAACCAAUCGUGGAAAGGAUUUUUGAAAAACAGAACUGAAAACUCUUACAGCAUUGUAGAUGAGAUGCCAUUCGAUCAUACCAAAGGGUUUGCUACCCUUAUUCUUUCUUCUGGAGAAUCUAAGUUUGUUACUCAUAAGGGAAUUCCAGAGAGAAUGAUCACUAAUUGUUUGUUCUACCAAGUAUCUAAUGAAUCAGAACAAGUACCAAUGACUGAAGAGGUAAGAGAACGUAUCCUAUCGUUUUUGGAGGUUGAAACAACGAAAGGAAUGAGAGUAAUUUGUCUAUGCAAAGACAAUGAACAAUCACAGAUGGUUUUUGUGUCAUUGCUUUCAUUCACAGACCCUCUUAGAAGUGGUGUCAAGGAAGCAAUUUCUGAUUGCAAAAAUGCAGGAAUUAAGGUAAUAAUUGUGAGUGGUGAUCACACAAACACAGUAAUAUCAGCAGCUAGGGAAUGUGGACUAUUGAGCAGUGUAAAACAAGAUUUAUUAGUUGAAGAGCAUGAGCAUUCAGAAGAUGAAGACAUUGAAUUAGAAGCUUCCCUUCUCUCCAAUAGACAAUCUGUAUGUAUUGAAGGAAAGGAUGUCAACGAUAAAAUGGAUGUUGACUCUGUUUGUGCCAUUUCGAGAGCAACACCUCAAAAUAAGUACGACUUGGUUGAAAUGUUAAAAGAACAGAAGGGAUAUAAGGUUCUCGUCUCAGGUGAUGGUAUGAAUGAUGUUCCAGCAAUUUCCAAUGCAACUGUUGGAAUUGCUAUGAGAUCUGGAGUUGAUUUGGCGAAAGAGGCAGCUGAAAUCAUCAUAAUGGAUGAUAAUUUUGCUACCAUUGUGGCUGGCAUUAGAGAAGGAAGAAGAUUGUAUGCAAAUUUGAGAAAAUCUUUGCAAUUCUACUUGUCAUGCAAAGUCACCCUUGUUGUAUUGUUUGUUACAAACAUGAUUGUUGGUGGUUCGAGUGCUAUUCCAUUUAUUCCUCUCGAGCCAAUGCAAAUUAUUCUUCUAGAACUAUUUAGUGAUAUUGGAGCAGCCACUACCUUUGUGUUGGAAGAGGAAGAGGAAACCUUAAUGAAAAAUCCACCAAGGACCGAGAAGAAUUUUGUUGACAAAUCCUUUAUUUAUCACAUAAUAAUUGGCUCCAUAUCUCUCUUUGCUACAGUAUUCUCAUCUUACAUGUUAGGAGUGUUUGUGCUAUCUCCAAUGUAUGGUCUUGAAGGUUCCUCUCACCAAGAAUAUGCUCAAAAUUGGUUUGGUAUGCAUGGAAUUGUCUUGUAUCCUUUUGUAUUAUUUGCUCUCCCAAAGGAUUGUCUGUACAAGGAAUUAAUUCAACACGAAUUGAUCCAUGCAAGGCAGAUUAAACGAGAAGGCUUCUUCUCCUUCUACUUUUCCUAUGCGAAGGAAUUGAUGAUGAAUAUUGGAAGGGAAUUAUUGAAAGCCUUUGCAAAACAAGAACCAAAGAAGAGAAAGUCAUCAAGAUCAACAGCUGUUAGUAUUGAAAGUAGUGGUGGUGGAUUUUCUCUUGGGAAGAUGAUGAGAAAUAUUUCCUAUGAAGAUGAAGCCUACGGCUUGGAACAUGUAUCAUUGUAUGAUGAAGAGAAGAAAUAUUUGAAGGAUAGAUUUGAUAUUGAUAUGGAUGAUUUGAUGACAGAGGAGGAAUAUAAUUCGGGCGAUGUUUAUAGUAGUUGUGAUGAAUAA
Molecule: messenger RNA, 2739 nt
Organism: Naegleria gruberi
Lineage: Eukaryota; Heterolobosea; Eutetramitea; Acrasida; Naegleriidae
Exons: 3
Coding region: 1-2739 (912 amino acids)
Biological process (GO): potassium ion import across plasma membrane; intracellular sodium ion homeostasis; proton transmembrane transport
Cellular component (GO): membrane
Molecular function (GO): P-type sodium:potassium-exchanging transporter activity; ATP binding; ATP hydrolysis activity
Source: RefSeq, a predicted model, not a curated record